UUACAGCUUUUGUUAGUGGCAUCUCUCUCUCAAGCUGAAAAGCCAGUAUGCAAGUGGAGAGGAGAUCCUGAGAACCCCCAACUAUUUAAGGAUGGGGAUAUUAUGUUGGGAGGGCUCUUCUCUUUCCACAGCACCUGGAAAGAUAGACGCGAUACCUACAUGCACAAACCAUUGCCACUGGAAUGCAUCAGUUUGCAUUUCAGAGAAUUCCAGUUUGCCCAGGCUAUGCUCUUUGCCAUAGAGGAGAUCAAUAACAGCACAGACCUACUGCCUGGAAUCUCUCUAGGCUAUAAGAUCUAUGAUAUCUGUGGAUCCAUUGCCAGAGGUGUAAGGGUCACUCUGGCCUUGGCUAAUGGUAAUGAAAUGGAAUUUGAACCCUCAGAAGCACCAUGUACAAGAUCUGCCCAAGUGCAGGUCAUUAUGGGAGAGACGUCUUCUUCUCCUUCCAUGGCUAUAGCCACUGUCAUCGGACCCUUUUAUAUCCCAAUGAUCAGCCACUUUGCUACUUGUGCUUGUCUCAGUGAUAAAACCAGGUACCCAUCCUUCCUCAGAACAAUACCCAGUGACUACUACCAAAGCAGAGCCCUGGCCCAAUUAGUCAAGCACUUUGGUUGGACUUGGGUUGGAGCUAUUAGAACAAAUGAUGAUUAUGGCAAUAAUGGCAUGGCCAUAUUUAUAGAAACUGCCCAGCAGCUUGGCAUCUGUCUUGAGUACUCUGUAGCUGUUUUUAGGACAGAUCCACCAGACAAAAUACGAAAGAUAAUUGACAUUAUCAAAGCUUCUACUUCAAAGGUGAUUGUUGCUUUCCUUUCCCACUUGGAUAUGGACAUGGUUAUUCACGAGUUGUCUCAUCACAACUUGACUGGAUACCAGUGGGUAGGCAGUGAGAGCUGGAUUGUUGAUUCCCAAACUGCAGCCAUGGAUAAGCAUCACAUUCUGGAUGGUGCUAUAGGUCUGUCCAUCCCCAAAGCACAUGUCAGUGGCAUGAGAGAGUUCAUGCUGGAUGUGAAGCCACUCAAUUCGUCUAGUCAAGAACUGUUUACAGAGUUUUGGGAGACAUUAUUUAGUUGUAAGUUCAAGAUGUCAAAUUUAUCAGUGGGGAAUGAGAGAGAAUGUACUGGACAUGAAGAUGUGACUGAAAUGCAAACUAGCUUCACUGAUAUGUCACUCAUGCCUAUCUUUUAUAAUGUGUACAAAGGAGUGUAUGCUGUGGCCCAUGCACUUCAUAAUAUUCUCAGCUGUAAUAAAACAUGUGACAACAAUGUGCAGCUAGAUCCAUUUUUGAUUUUACAGCACACAAAAAAGAUUCAGUUCAAAACAAAGGAAGGAGAUGAAGUUUACUUCGAUGAACACGGAGAUGCUGCCGCAAAGUAUGAAAUUAUAAACUGGCAGCCAACAGAAAAUGGCAUUGUGGACUUUGUCACAAUUGGUCUUCAUGAUGCAUCUUUACCUGAAGACAAACAGCUGAAUCUGCAAAAUAAGACUUUAAUAUGGGCACAAAACUCAAAACAGGUGCCUGUGUCAGUUUGCAGUGAGAAAUGUCCCCCAGGAACUCGCAAGGUUCUGCAGAAAGGAAAGCCUGUCUGCUGCUAUGACUGUCUAAGAUGUGCAGAGGGAGAAAUAAGCAACAGUACAGAUUCUAUCACAUGUGUGAAAUGUCAUCCUGAGUUCUGGUCAAAUGAGAGAAGAGAUGCCUGUGUGAAGAAGGAGGCAGAGUUUCUGUCAUAUGAAGAGAUUAUGGGAGCACUGCUCACCGCGGCCUCUUUAUUUGGAACAUGCAUGACUUCUGUUGUGGCAUUCAUUUUCUUCAGAUACAGACAGACUCCUGUUGUCAGAGCCAACAACUCUGAGCUGAGCUUCCUGCUGCUCUUCUCCUUGAGUCUGUGUUUCCUGUGUUCUCUGACCUUCAUUGGCCGACCCUCUGAGUGGUCCUGCAUGCUGAGACACACUGCAUUUGGCAUCACCUUUGUCCUCUGUAUCUCUUGUGUUCUGGGGAAAACAAUAGUAGUGUUAAUGGCCUUCAGGGCCACACUUCCAGGUAGUAAUGUGAUGAAAUGGUUCGGGCCUGCACAGCAAAAACUCAGUGUUGUGGGUUUCACUCUCAUACAAGUUAUCAUAUGUAUCCUCUGGUUGACAAUCUCUCCUCCGUUUCCCUUUAAGAAUUUUAAGGAAUCUAAGGACAAAAUCAUCUUAGAGUGUGCUCUGGGUUCAGCUAUAGGCUUCUGGGCUGUACUUGGGUACAUAGGACUUCUGGCCAUGUUGUGUUUUGUUCUUGCUUUUCUGGCUCGGAAACUACCUGACAAUUUCAAUGAAGCCAAAUUUAUCACCUUCAGCAUGCUGAUAUUCUGUGCAGUAUGGAUCACUUUUAUCCCAGCAUAUGUCAGCUCUCCUGGGAAGUUCAGUGUUGCUGUGGAGAUAUUUGCUAUUCUGGCUUCAAGUUUUGGACUGCUCAUUUGUAUUUUUAUUCCAAAAUGUUAUAUCAUCUUGCUGAAACCAGAGAAGAAUACGAAAAAAAAUAUGAUGGGGAAAGGGGCAGCAAAAUCAUCCUGA
This is a messenger RNA of Larimichthys crocea (large yellow croaker), 2550 nucleotides long. Its product is annotated as extracellular calcium-sensing receptor-like. The record is from RefSeq and is a predicted model, not a curated record. Gene Ontology annotation, biological process: G protein-coupled receptor signaling pathway. Gene Ontology annotation, molecular function: G protein-coupled receptor activity. Gene Ontology annotation, cellular component: plasma membrane. Bases 103 to 2550 code for a protein of 815 amino acids. NCBI's taxonomy places the organism in Eukaryota, Metazoa, Chordata, Actinopteri, Sciaenidae. The transcript has 6 exons.